GCUCAAAAGAUUUUGGACCAGCACAACAUAUAUCGUCUUUGCCACCAGGCGCCGCCGUUGCGUUGGGAUGAAGGCCUGGCCGCGGCCUCAACCACAUACGCGCAGAGCCUUGCUGAUGCCGGCUGCGCGCUGCGCCACUCAGCUUGGGGAGGCUAUGGCGAAAAUCUAAUGGCGCAGAGGGGCUUUCCACGGGUUGAUGCAACCUGCCUCCCUGCGGUGAAAGGCUGGUACUCGGAAGUCAAGGACUACGAUUGGGAUGCAGCUCGGCUGUUUGCCGACAAUUGGGCCCGCGGCACAGGACACUUCACGCAGGUCGUAUGGAAAGGCACGUCCUUCCUGGGCUGCGGCAUGGGCAUGGCCGGUCUGACCAUGCAGCUUGGCAGCACUACGUACAAGGGGUCUUGCAAAGUGGUGGUGUGCCGUUACCGUGCACCUGGGAACUACGCCUACGACUUGUCCUUCCUGCGAAAUGGUGAGCGUGAGUGA
Messenger RNA from Volvox carteri f. nagariensis, 486 nucleotides. RefSeq lists its product as uncharacterized. The record is from RefSeq and is a predicted model, not a curated record. Gene Ontology annotation, cellular component: extracellular region. The transcript has a single exon. The annotation marks the transcript as partial. NCBI's taxonomy places the organism in Eukaryota, Viridiplantae, Chlorophyta, Chlorophyceae, Chlamydomonadales, Volvocaceae.